AGUAUGAGAAAAUUUUUGAGCAAUUAAACACACUUGAAGAUAUUAGAAAAGCAGCCAAUAAUAAUAGAAACUUAAAAAAGGCAAUUCAAAAUAGUAUUACUGAUAUUAAAGAUCUUUUAUGUAAGCGAACUAAGCAACUUGUUUUAAAUGAAAAUCUAUUUAAAUGCUAUGAUCCUGUUUUAGAUAUAGAUAUAGAUGAAUUGUUUCAGGAAAUAAAGUGUAUUGAUAAUACACUUCAAGUUAAUGAAACUACCUGGGCAAGUUUAAAAAAACAUAAUAAAUUAAUGGAAUUUUUAAGAUCGCAUUGUCAACAAAGAAUAUAUUCAUUUCAGCCAAGUUGCGAUUUGUGCAAGCCAGUUAAAAUGCUGAUUGAAGAGUUUAAUUCAUUAAAUUUUUUAUCUGACCCUAUACUAUCAACAGAUGAAGAACAAGAACGUGGUUCUAAUGGUCUAUAUACAUAUAAGAAAAUUCGUGGGUGGGUAGAAUGUACAGCAUGUGGAAAAUGGCGUUGUCUUUAUAGUCAAUAUUUAUUAAGUGAAGAAGAAGAAUUGCAAUGGCAAACAGCUCUUCAAAAUAAUCUAUAUACUUGUGGUGGACCUAUCUUAGCAGAAGACCAUCUAUUAUAUAAUAUUCUUUUUGUUCGUGAACAUAUUUCUUGUAACUCACCAAUUGAAACAAAUUAUUAUGCCUGUGAAAAUGGUGAUAAAACACAACUUUGUUAUUGGUGUGGAACUGAAGACGACUUAUCUGAUAUACCAAGUUCGUUAACUGACCAAUAUAAAAUAGUUUAUCCAUGUUGUAAUACAUGUAAAGAAUUAGGAAAAGAUUAUUUUACUCGUUUAGAGAUUAAAGUCGGCAAAAACU
Racocetra persica is the source of this 864-nucleotide messenger RNA. Lineage: Eukaryota; Fungi; Glomeromycota; Glomeromycetes; Diversisporales; Gigasporaceae. The record is from the annotation of a GenBank genome assembly.